Molecule: messenger RNA, 708 nt
Organism: Brachypodium distachyon (stiff brome)
Lineage: Eukaryota; Viridiplantae; Streptophyta; Magnoliopsida; Poales; Poaceae
Product: thionin BTH7-like
Exons: 3
Coding region: 71-490 (139 amino acids)
Biological process (GO): defense response
Source: RefSeq, a predicted model, not a curated record
CUCAGGCAAUAUCCAUCAAUCCAAGCUAGCCAUUUCUCAGUCCUUCGAUACACAUCAAAACCAGCCAGCCAUGGGCAGCAACAAUGGUCUUAGGAGUGUGAUCAUUUGUGUCCUCAUACUGGGGCUAGUUCUGGAGCAGGUGCAAGUAGACGGCAAGAGUUGCUGCAAAACCACGAUGGCAAGAAACUGCUACAACGUCUGUCGUUUUGGAGGGGGUGCCCGACCAGUCUGCGCACGUAGUUGUGGUUGUAAAAUCAUUAAAGGCUCAACAUGUCCAAAUGGCUUUCCUACGAUGCACCUCCCUGACUCCCCAAUGGCAGGUGAACCAGAUGCCAUUAAGUACUGCAACAUAGGAUGUAGCUCUACUGUGUGUGACAAAAUGGACCAUGUUUUUCGCAGCGAAGAGAUGAAAAUCAACGUGGAACUCUGCCUCGAUGCAUGUGUGAGUUUCUGUAACGGGGAUGCUGCCGUUGAAUCAGUUGCAGCCUAAUCAUGCAUGCCCAUGCAGAUGUCCAAGGCCCAAGGUCAUGUCGCUACUUCGUGUUCAAUAAACUUGGAUCCAUAUAUAUCAAUCGUAUCCAAGCCAGUGUCGUGUUUUUCUAUAUGUGUGUCUCUCUUUCCUCAUUCCAAUAAGAAUCAUCAUGCACCAAUAAUAUAUUUGUAACCUUGGCAAAUUAAUAUAAUGCAACAACUAUGUAUUUUGUGUUA